Messenger RNA from Dothidotthia symphoricarpi CBS 119687, 1794 nucleotides. RefSeq lists its product as uncharacterized. Bases 1 to 1794 code for a protein of 597 amino acids. The transcript is spliced from 3 exons. Gene Ontology annotation, molecular function: DNA-binding transcription factor activity, RNA polymerase II-specific; zinc ion binding. The record is from RefSeq and is a predicted model, not a curated record. Gene Ontology annotation, biological process: regulation of DNA-templated transcription. NCBI's taxonomy places the organism in Eukaryota, Fungi, Ascomycota, Dothideomycetes, Pleosporales, Dothidotthiaceae.
AUGGCCGACCCCAACGUGCAGCAGCGCCAGCAGGCCGUGGCCUAUCCGUCGCCGCACUCGUACCCGUCGCCGUCGAUGCAGCCCACGUACACGUACCCGCCGCCCCAGGGCCAGCAGGGCAGCGAGCCGUACCGCGAGUCGCCGCAGAACGCCAACAUGUCGCUGCCGCCCCUCAACCUGCCGCCAAUACGCCUGCAGGACGGCCAGCAGGCGCCGCCGCAGCACCAGCCCGCGCAGCAGCCCAUGAACGCGUCGCACCCGCCGCCGCCACACAGCAUGCCGCAGUACUACGGCCACCCAGGCGCCCCUCCGCCCGGCCAGCAGAUGAACAUGGGCAACAUGGGCCCCGCGCAGUACGCGGCCAUGCGCUACCAGCUGCCGCCGCAGCAGGGCGACCAGCGGGUCCUGUCCGGCGGACGCCACAAGAAGGAGAUCAAGCGGCGCACAAAGACGGGCUGCUUGACCUGUCGCAAACGACGCAUAAAGUGCGACGAAGCACACCCCAUGUGCAGGAACUGCCAGAAGAGCAAGCGCGAGUGUCUUGGCUACGAUCCCAUCUUCAAGCAGCAGCCCAGCCCUGCCCAAAUACAGCCUGCGCCCAACUCGACGUCGACACCACACGCAGCCGCUUCGGCACCUGCCCCAGCCCCGCCAGUCCCCUCUGCAUACAACCAGAGCCCCGUUCCACAAGGGUAUGCGCCCGCCUCUUCUGCAGGGUACGCGCCCGCUGCUGCUGCCACCAGCGCGACACACAUCAAGCAGGAAGACUUCAACGCCAUCGACCCUGCGCUUGCCGCCGGUGCAGGCCCAGGGAUACAUCCCAACCACAUGCCCUACAACGGUGUGCACGCAGUCGACCCUUCAAUGAGGGGUGCCAACGCCUACCCCCAUGCACCCCAGCCUCAACCAGAGCCAGUGAAAGGGAAACGACUGACCAUGAACGACAUAUUUGGCAUCUGCAAUCACAGCCCACCAGAUGUUCCCCAGCGCACCUCGCCUGUGCCGCCUGAGUUCGACGAUGAGUUCACAAAGAUCUUUGUAAACGACUACUGCCAGGGCCUAGACCUCAUGCUCCAAACGACAUGGUUCUCGACCAACAACAACGCACUGAACAGAGUGUUCGCUGACAGGGCCCUGCAUGAAGAGGCAGCCUACUUUACCGAAAUCAUCAAGUACCGGCCAGGACAGGCAGACAUGACUGGCGUGUUUAGUCAAGAAGCUCGUCUCAUCUGGCACCUGCUAGGUACUUCCAAGCACGCACUACCAGCUACCAACGGAGCCGAUGGUACAUCGUCCGCUGAGGCUGAUGAUUUAUCGUUGAGAGAAGUUCGAGGGCGAUUCGAUAUCCUGGAAGCUCUACUUACCAACCAAAAUCUAUCCGCGAACCCUCUGCGUCAGAUAUCGUAUCCAGCUGAUCUCCUCGAUGACGAGAGAAAACAACAGGAGAUUCAGUUCUGGCAACUGCUAGGCGAUUUUGUCCAACAUGCUGAUGCCGAGUCUGCGCCACCAGGUGCUGCGGACCAUGCACUAGCCAUGCUACGUGCACAACUGCACAUGAUCGAGGUGCGCGACGCAAUAUACUCCAUGGCGAUUGCACGAUAUUACGGCAACCGAACGGGCGGAUUUCCCAACGCACUGCCACCUGUGCUGAAUCCGGACGCGGACACUGAUCUGAACAAGCUCACCGUUGCCAUGGGGUUCAUCAGCUACGAGAGUCGGUCAAGCACACAGCAAGUCCUUGCACGUAUCUGCGACAUGGCCAUGCUCUCCUGGACAGUGGCGAGGUCUCCGUAG